UCGUGUUCCCUUUCCCAGAGAUGAUGAUUGUACGUACUGCAAAAAAUCGGAUAAGGCCUACGUUUCUCGUUCUACUGGUGCUCUCGAUGUCGUGCGAAAGCUAAAGAAUCGCAGGCGGCAAACGUUUGUUCCCCUCUCUGUCUUUUUUUCUAUGGGAAUCUCUGCAUCAGAACGGCAAGUUGGCCGAGUUUGUAGGCUAACGUCGUCCGAAUCGGUGUCUUUGUUACCGUUUAUUUCGCGCCAUUUGAUUUCGACCCGUUCUCAGCAGUCGAACGUUGGCUCCGUCGCGAUAGCAAGCGAUGUAGCCUGCACUGAUAUCGCAGCUUGCUUUGACCUGUGCUGCCAUUUUGCCGUACGUAGGAUAUUCCCGUUGCUCGUGGUUCUAACGUCGCGGGGACGGACAGCCGGGUCAAGCUACGUUUCACAGCAACGAGAGGGCUUCCCCGUGGCUCAUGGUUCGAACAAUGGGGGAACGAACAGCCGGGCCAAGUUACGCUUCCCAAGAGACAAGUUACGAGCCAGCCAAUCUGCAGGCAGUCGCCGCGAGCCGACGCACCUGCGUGGACGUGUGGGGCGCGGUGCUCGAUGCACGGUCUCGGGCCUGCACCCCCCAUCGAGGGCGCUCUUACUUCUCAGCUCUACUGUAGCGAAGUCUUGGACGGCAGCCUCCUCCCUUACGCCCACACCGCUUUCCCCGAGGCUGAUUUUGUGCUCCAGCAUAACCAUUCGCUGGUGCACACUGCUAUGAUUGUGAAAGAGCACCUAGAAACUGGUAGUCGAACUGCACUCCUGGCCGGCCAAGGGCCCUGACAAGAACAUCUGGAAAAUAUCUGGGGGCGCAUAAGAGCAGCCAUGGUGCGACACCCGAUUGAUUCGGCGACUCUGGACGAGCUGUGGGUAGCUGUUUGCCAAGAGUGCGAGAAUCUUAGAGCAAGUAACCUUGUGAUUGCCCUGUACUCUUCGAUACCGUCUGGAAAGGCAGAAGUUGUUGCUGAGGAAGGAGAUGAGAAAAUACUAUAAAGAAAACAAGCAGCAAAUGCAAUUUACAUCUGUCGCUUCUCAAAGUGUUUCAACAUUUCUUGAAAAGUGCGCAAAAUAAAAGU
Dermacentor andersoni is the source of this 1103-nucleotide messenger RNA. The record is from RefSeq and is a predicted model, not a curated record. NCBI's taxonomy places the organism in Eukaryota, Metazoa, Arthropoda, Arachnida, Ixodida, Ixodidae.